Oncorhynchus tshawytscha (Chinook salmon) is the source of this 726-nucleotide messenger RNA. Its product is annotated as spore coat protein SP85-like. The transcript has a single exon. The coding region runs from base 1 to 726 and encodes 241 amino acids. NCBI's taxonomy places the organism in Eukaryota, Metazoa, Chordata, Actinopteri, Salmoniformes, Salmonidae. The record is from RefSeq and is a predicted model, not a curated record.
AUGUUCAUGUUGGGCGGAUGGCCGAACGGCAUAAAAAUCAGCCACCCAAUCAACAGCCACCCAGAAGCCCAGGCAGCAGCCACCAGCCACCCAAUCAACAGACACCCAGACGCCAGCCACCCAACCAGCCACACAACCACCCAGCCGCCAAUCACCCAGCCACCAGCCACCCAACCAGCCACACAACCAUCCAGCCACACAACCACCCAGACGCCAGCCACACAACCAGCCACACAACCACCCAGCCGCCAAUCACCCAGCCACCAGCCACCAGCCACCAGCCACCCAGCCACUCAACCAGCCACACAACCUCCCAGCCACACAACCACCCAGCCGCCAACCACCCAACCAGCCACACAACCUCCCAGCCACCCAGCCACUCCACCAGCCACACAACCUCCCAGCCACCCAGCCACCAGCCACCCAGCCACCAGCCACUCCACCAGCCACACAACCUCCCAGCCACCCAGCCACCAGCCACCAGCCACACAACCACCCAGCCACCAGCCACCCAACCAGCCACCCAACCAGCCACACAACCACCCAGCCGCCAACCACCCAACCAGCCACCCAACCAGCCACACAACCACCCAGCCACCAGCCACCCAACCAGCCACCCAACCAGCCACACAACCACCCAGCCGCCAACCACCCAGCCACCAGCCACCCAGCCACCCAACCAGCCACACAGCCAGCCGCACAGCCACCCAGACACCACCCACCUAG